Symbiodinium necroappetens is the source of this 2202-nucleotide messenger RNA. Lineage: Eukaryota; Dinophyceae; Suessiales; Symbiodiniaceae. The record is from the annotation of a GenBank genome assembly.
GUGUCUGCCGGAGAUCGCCGAACAGAAAGGGCAAAAGAUCGGCUUGACAGAAUGGAACCAGGACGGCACGACCCGCCUGGCAAUCUUCAAGCGGUGGUACCGCGCGCCCGACAUCGCAGAUGCAUCCCAGAGGGAGCGAGAGCUGCAGUGGAUUUCAACGGAGGCCAACAAGGUCGGGUUGUCCUUCGACCUGCUCGAGAAAAUUCAGAAGCAGCAGGACACUGUGUGCGUCGGUGGCGCUUUUUCUUGGUUAGUUGGUGCUUGUUCAACUCAGCUCCUGCCUGCAAAGGGAUUGCCAUCGCCACGAAGAAAACGAUUCCGAUCGAGCCAGCAACUGAAACGCUUGAAAGAGCAUGGCUCGUCGACGAGUAGGUUGUCGGGAAUUUUCCCCGGCAUCGUUGCCGAAGCCAUGUCGAGCUGUGAAACAGAGGAAUCGGAUCGAGAGAACGCCGACGGCUGGAGGGACGGCAACAUUGUGGAGGAGUUGCGCCCCGAGGAGAUGAUCUACUUGUUGCCGAAGGGUCGACCUGCCCGUGGCCUCCCAACGAAAGUCAGCUUCGAGGGGCGCAUCCUUCCUGGGGCGACGACUUGCUGGAUGUCUUUCCCUGCGAAGUAUGCAGCCUGCUGGGACAUGCUGACGUGCGAGUCGCCACAAGAUUCCGUGGCCUGCAUCUUCCAAGCCGACGAGGACAGUGGUGAUCACAAGCCGGAGCCAGAUCCCGGUGGUGGAGAGCAGAGCAAGUGGCUCGAGAAGGUUCAGGAGGCUCUCGAGUACGGUCAACGCUUGAAGGUGGCCCUCCCACCCGGGCAGCUGGGCGCGACCCAGGAGAUGGAGAUGGCAAAGGCCAAGGACAUGGGCUGGAGUUACGAAGAGGUGGAUGUCUUCGACGUGCUGGAAGAGCAGUUUGAGAAAGCCAAACUGGUCGACGCUUGGUGCGAGGCCACGAAGUCCUGGAGGAGAGGCACGGUCGAGAAGCAGGAUCUCGUGGACACGGAGCAGGAGGACGGUUCCGAUGACACCGUGGUGCGAUGGACUUUGCGAUGUCAGCUCACCAGGCAGACCUUCGACGCCUUUUGCGUUUGCAGCACUGCUGCAACCAUGAAGGCCAUGCUGGAUCAUGUCGGUGAUGUGCAGCUGCGCGGGAUCCUCAUGGAGUGCCUUCCGCACGUCGAUGUGCUCGACAUCGGCACCCAUCGGCUUCGCCCAGACCUCGUGGCCCUGAGAGCCAAGGUGCAAAUCAAGUCCAUCGGAACCCUGCACAAACUCAGAAAUCGAAUCCUCAAUGACGACCUCGAGCGAGACAUCAACGCGCACCUGGCAGAUCCCCGCUGGGAGGUGGAAGUCAGCAAAUCCCACUUUAUGGAAAUGUACGACGCCGGCCUCCGGGCCCUUGACAAGCUGACGUGUCACCAGAGAGAGCGUCUUAGUGCCAUCAAAGGCUCGGACAUGGUGCACUUGUUUGCUCCUGCCGGUGCCGGCAAGACCUUCGUGGCCGUCGAGCGGGUGAUCGAUGCUCUGAAUCCAGGGGCUGAUGAGCCAGCUCGUCGCGUCCUGUAUGUAGCCGCUACCGUCGAGCUGAUCCGCUACUUCGUCCAGUGGCUGGCCGUACGCAUCCGGUCUCAAAGGAAGGAUUUGGAGCUUCUUUCUGCAUUGGUUGUCCUUUUCAAGCCAUAUAAGAAGCUCCUCCGGCUUCGUAUGCCCGUGCUGCAAGACGGGCACAUCGAGUUCAUGAACCACGACGAGAAUGACAAGUUCGAUCUCCUUGUCAUUGACGAGAGCCACAACAUGUACCGAGACGGGGUCGACCGCGGCAUUCUUGACGAUCUGCAUUGCAGCAGACGGCUGCUACUGUCCGACAACGCCCAGUCUUCGGCCGUGACAGCCGCGUUUCCAGCGAUGGAGAAGGUGCAGCUGGUAGAAGUUGUCCGGAGCACGAAGCAAAUCGUCCUGGGCGCUGCCUCGUUCCAAGUCAAUGCCGAAGCUGCUGUGCCCGCGGGCACCGACGGCCCGCCUGUGAAGUCCUACAUCUUUCAGGCUUCGAAGGUCGAAGAUGAGCGGAUGCAGCACUACGCCCGGCGUGUGAUGGAUGCCAUCCUUCAUGUCGACAACCUGUGUUCGGGGGUGAGCCUGCACAAGAGGCUUGCGCUCUUGGUUCCAGAUGGCCAGUUCCUGACGAAGCUGAAGAAGGCCUUGAACCCGUU